AACAAUAUAACAUCAACUCUCCCUGCGAAUCGCCAUUCCAUCUCCCUACAUCGCGUAACGUCUCCAUUCUAUAUCAUCGAUUCCCCAUACCCCUUGACUGGCGCUCCCUCUUGGCUUGUCUUCUGUGUUUUUCCUCUGGCACACAAGGCGGCUGACACUGUUUCCGAAUUUUCCCUCUAAUAAACCCCUCUCUCAUCAACGAAAAUGGCGGCCCCACCCACCUUCAAGCUCGUUCUCGUUGGAGACGGCGGCACUGGCAAGACCACCUUCGUAAAGCGCCAUCUUACUGGUGAAUUCGAAAAGAGAUACAUUGCUACCCUGGGCGUUGAAGUCCACCCCCUCAACUUUCAGACGAAUCUGGGGCCUAUCCGGUUCGAUGUGUGGGAUACUGCCGGACAAGAAAAGUUCGGUGGCCUGAGAGAUGGUUACUAUAUUAACGGCCAGUGUGGUAUCAUCAUGUUCGAUGUCACUUCCCGCAUUACCUACAAGAACGUCCCGUCUUGGCAUCGUGACCUCGUUCGCGUUUGUGAAAAUGUACCCAUCGUCCUCUGCGGCAACAAGGUCGACGUCAAAGAGCGGAAAGUGAAGGCCAAGACUAUCACUUUCCACCGCAAGAAGAACCUCCAAUACUACGAUAUCUCUGCUAAAUCCAACUACAACUUUGAGAAACCUUUCUUGUGGCUCGCAAGAAAGCUCGUUGGAAACCCUGGCCUGGAAUUCGUUGCCGAUAUUGCCCUUGCACCACCCGAGGCAACUGUUGACCCGGCUGCGAUCGCUGCAGCCGAAGAGGAAAUGAGGCAAGCCGCCCAGAUGCCUCUUCCUGACGAGGAUGAUGCCGAUUUUUAAAUCAGAAGCAAAUCAAAAUAUACAUGCUGUAAUGGAUAAAUACGCAAGGAAUAUAUUGGGAGGAAAUGGAAAGUUUCAAUACAGAUGUGUGCUCAUAAAACGAGAAACCUUGCGAAGUAUUUGAAAGGUGAAAAUGGAAAAUAAUAUAUGAAAAGUUCUACGUGGUAAUGAAUUCUGUGGCAGGAUGCAAAGAAGCGCUGUGAAGGGAAGAGAGAAAGAGAGGGGGGAGUUGAAGGUCCAUGGAUGCAGAUGACCAAGCGUGGUUGAAGAAAACUAUUAAAGAAACAAUACAAUAAACCAGAGUGUUGAUGGGUGGGCCAUGAGUGGGCAACCUCAGGGGUUGAAGAAAGCCAAGGGAAAAGAGAUGUUACUACUGUAUCCUCUCUUUUUUGAAGAUUCUUUUGUCUCAUUCCUCCCGCCUUAUCUUUUUUGUUUUUCAUGAAUCUUUUUAAAAUGUCCUACCAAACCAUUCUCCAUGUUUUCCCCUUCCUAUCCGAAGUAGUCCAUCUAUUUAUUUAGACAUCACCAUUUGAAGCCUUCAUUCUUUCCUAAGUU
This is a messenger RNA of Histoplasma capsulatum G186AR, 1401 nucleotides long. Its product is annotated as GTP-binding nuclear protein GSP1/Ran. The record is from RefSeq and is a predicted model, not a curated record. Gene Ontology annotation, biological process: ribosomal subunit export from nucleus; protein import into nucleus. The transcript is spliced from 5 exons. Gene Ontology annotation, cellular component: cytoplasm; nucleus. Gene Ontology annotation, molecular function: GTPase activity; GTP binding. Bases 205 to 846 code for a protein of 213 amino acids. Lineage: Eukaryota; Fungi; Ascomycota; Eurotiomycetes; Onygenales; Ajellomycetaceae.